AUGUGUUGCGUAGGAGAAUGUAUCAUCAAAUAUGUGCUUCUUUUAGGCAAUUUAAUAUUUUCUAUCGUGGGCCUGGUCAUCCUAGGCCUGGGUAUAGCGGCUCACGUUCAGCUCCAAGAAAUCACAGAUCUUAUUCCCAUUAAUCUAAGUAUUAUAUCAAUAGGAAUCAUAGUUUUAGGUUCAUUCGUAUUCAUCAUUGCUUUCCUAGCAUGCUGCGGAGCGAUCUUAAAGUCUGUGUGGAUGUUGAUAACUUAUUCCAUCUGUAUGUUAAUCAUGGCUGGUGUCAAGAUAUAUCUAGCCGUGGUAAUGUUCAACUUUUUAAGUGACGCUCAAGCAACAGUUACCGGAUGGAUUAGCAACGGAUUCAAUAGUGAAAAUCCUAGUCCGGCAUUCCUCGGUAUGCAAACUUUGUUCAGUUGCUGUGGAACAACUGGUUCUGGCUCGUAUGGCCCUAAUCCGCUACCACCCAGCUGCUGCCCAAGCACCGACCAAAACCAAUGUCAAGCAGAGGAUGCUUUUGGUGGUUGUUCAGACCUUGUGGCAUCUUGGUUCACCACGUACGGAGGAGCCGUCACUGGGAUCUUAAUUGGUGUUAUUGUUUUUGAGCUGGUGUUCAUGAUUUUUGCGUGCCACGUGGUCAACACUAUCAGAAACCGAAAAUAUACAGCUUAA
Molecule: messenger RNA, 672 nt
Organism: Arctia plantaginis
Lineage: Eukaryota; Metazoa; Arthropoda; Insecta; Lepidoptera; Erebidae
Source: the annotation of a GenBank genome assembly